Esox lucius (northern pike) is the source of this 3833-nucleotide messenger RNA. RefSeq names its product NGFI-A binding protein 1a (EGR1 binding protein 1) (gene nab1a). Lineage: Eukaryota; Metazoa; Chordata; Actinopteri; Esociformes; Esocidae. The record is from RefSeq and is a predicted model, not a curated record. The coding region runs from base 479 to 1984 and encodes 501 amino acids. Gene Ontology annotation, molecular function: transcription coregulator activity; transcription factor binding. Gene Ontology annotation, biological process: negative regulation of DNA-templated transcription. The transcript has 7 exons. Gene Ontology annotation, cellular component: nucleus.
CCGGCGCAGCCUGCCUUCGCCUCAGCCGAUGUGAUGUUUGGUAUUCCAUGCAGAAGCCUCCCACGCCCCUGUCCGCCCACGCCAGGAUUUGCGUCACGCAGGCGCGUGGGAGUGAGCACUGUGGCAACCGCGGAAUAUCCCAAUUUCAAUAGCCGGGGAGGAGGGGGGGUUGGGUAGCAGGCAGGCAGGCAGGCAGGCAGGCAGCUCACACACAUCUAGCCUAGAUAGACGCUCAACAACACAAUCGUGUUUCUAUACACGAAGGUGAAGGAGGAAAGGUGAAACUUCGUGUGCGUGUUGUGCCUGGCUACAGCACACAUACCCUAACAGGAAAAAUAGCUCGCGUGUUCAGGAUCACAUAAUUUUUGACAGAUUAUUCAGUUACAGUUUAUGGCAGUUCCUAUACUGUCACUAUUGUAACUAACUACAUUGUGACAACUACACAAAGGGAACUAAAGAGUACCAACGUUGACCAGGUAUGUCGGCGGCAUUGCCCAGAACUCUGGGGGAGCUGCAACUCUACCGGAUCCUCCAGAGGGCCAAUCUGCUAUACUACUACGAGGCUUUCAUCCAGCAGGGCGGCGACGACGUGCAGCAGCUCUGUGAGGCUGGCGAGGAGGAGUUCCUGGAGAUCAUGGCUCUGGUGGGCAUGGCCAGCAAACCGCUGCAUGUUCGGAGGCUCCAGAAAUCCCUGCGAGACUGGGUCACCAACCCGACGUUGUUCAACCAGCCGCUGACCUCCCUACCAGUCUGCAGCAUACCGGUCUACAAGUUGCCCGAGGGGUCGCCCACGCCGGGCGGCACAGAGCGCGGGGGUAGUAACAGCAACCGAGGCGAGUCACACGUCAAAGUGCCCAAAGUCCUGGCCGCCACGUGUCUCGACCCAGGAAAGCUGGAGGUGGCCCGGGACAGAAUAUCGGGCGGGUCGCCGCUGCAGAGCGGCAGCGAGGGCCGGUUCUGGUCUGGCCACAGCAACGACAGUGAGCAGAGCCUCUCCCCGUCCGAUCUGGGUUCCCCGUCGUCCCCCCGAGACAGCCUGGAAGCCCUCGACGCCGCCGCCGUGCAGUCCGUCCUGGAGUGCGUGGACCGGAUGACCCCGGCGUUGCCUAAGAGUGACCCUGCGGAGGUCAAAGAGCAACUGAAGACCAAUAAGAAGCUGGCGAAGAUGAUCAGCCAUAUCUUUGAGAUGAGCGACGACGACCCGAGGAGAGAGGAUGAGAUCCGGAAGUAUAGCGCCAUCUAUGGACGUUUCGACUCCAAGAGGAGGGAUGGAAAACAUCUGACCCUUCACGAGUUGACAGUGAACGAAGCAGCAGCCCAGCUGUGUAUGAGGGACAUGGCUCUACUGACCCGUAGAGAUGAGCUGUUCGGUUUCGCCAGGCAAAUCUCCAGAGAAGUAACCUACAAAUACACGUACAGGACUAGCAAAUCACGCUGCGGAAAUGCAGAUGAGCCGUCUCCUAAGAGGAUCAAAACCGAGGAGAACUUCUUUGACAUCCAGGAGGCUCUGCAAGCCAUACAUAUGAGACAGGAGAUACUGAGGGAACAGCUAGCCUGUGCCAAGUCCAAGGGAGAGGAGACAGUUGGGAGAAACCUCCAGGUGCAGUUGGAGCGUUUGUUAUCCAGGCAGAUGGAGAUCCUCCAUGAUGCAGCUGUACAAGAGAGGUUACAGGCUCUGGACUGGAGAAUACCUGCAGGGGCUUUGAAGUACCUCAGUGAGGCGCCCAGCACCAACGGCACGCCGGCAGACAAAAGCUCAGAGCGCCGAGAUGAGAGACCAAUGAACUUACGGGUGGUCAGUAAGAGCGUGGCAGAGGGGGAACUUCCCCUGGGAAAACAGCUAGCCAAUGAGCUCAAGCGUCACCAUAACAACCAUAUCACAGAUGAGGCCAAAACACCAGCCACGGAAAAUGGAUCCUCGCAUCAAGUGGCCAACCCUACGAACGGGAAGACCAUUAAAUCAGAACCUGAGGAUUCCACAUAGCGUCCUGAUCUUCGGUCCUCUUCCCCGCCCCGGUUAUAUUCACCAUUUACACUUUGUAUAGUAUGCAGUUUUCUCAGUCAAUGAAUACUAAAGCAAGCACAGCCACAGCACAGCCUUAACAACCAAUGUUGCCUCAAAAAAACAAAAAACAUUUAUUUUCUUUAAUUUUGUCUACUGUUUUUGCCAAAGCAUCUGGAGCAUGGAUUCAGUGAAGGGGAAAACUGAACAAGGAAGUCCUUUCACAGGGUACCUACCAUGCUGUGUAGGUUUUAUGUAUUUAUUGAUUGUACAUGAUUUUAUUUAAGAAUGAUGGGUGUGAAAAAUAGCCUUCUGUAACCAUCCCGAUUGCACAAGCUUGAAUUUUGUUUCACCACAUGAUCUCUCGUGAUGUGAAAAGAAAUGAGCUGAGCUGAGCGAUCAGGAUGGCGGGUAAGGCUAGACCAGGGCUAUUCAAAUGGGAUGCUGGGACACUUCUGAUUUUUGUUUCUACCUGGUAGUUAAUUGCACCCAGCUGUUAUUCCAGGUCUGAUUCAGUCACUUAUUAAAAGGAGGGGACAAAAAGCAGAAGGACCAGUGUUAAAUAUCCCUGGGCUAUAGUCAAGACCAUAAGUUGUUGUUUUUUUUUUUAUUUAAUAAUUUGUACCUCAAACUAUUUUGGGCAUGUGUUCUGUCAGUGGCCAACAGAUGUACUGUAAUAAUGGAAAGAAAACUUACUGUGUUUAGAUCAGAGGUGAAAAAGACAGCUGUCUGUGGCAGGAGAACAUUAAGCUUCCUGCUAUGGUACUGAGCUGACAGUACGUAUUGUCAAGGGAACUGAAGCUGCACAAUGUUCAGUGUUCUAGAACUCCAGCUAGAGUUCUUUGUAAUGUGAUAGGUCAGCUGAGACAUGUGAUGACCUAGACAUCUAUCAAAUCUCGUUUCAUUGGUAAAUCUGUCGAACACCUGAUCUCUCGUACUGUUAGAAUGUACAGUUGAACCCCCAACAUGAGUUACCCAUUUUGACUGAAUAUGGCUGAUAGCCUGAUAUAUUUUUGCACUUCAGAGACUUGAGUUUUUAAUACAUUUCACACUGUUGGACUGAUAGGGCCAUUUUGGUUAUACAUUUAGUAUUCCAAUAAAAAUAACUUAAUCACAAAAGCAGGGUUUUAUCAGGUUAGUGUUAGUGUCAACAAAGUGUUGGUGUGUUUGUAGAGCAAAUACCGAGUAACUGUUCUUAGAGAAAUCACAUAAAAGUAUCUGGGAUGUUAAGAGGUCAGUGUUACCUAUCUGUCUUGGAUUUUACCAGUGUUUCACCAGUUGCCAUUAAUGUACAAUCCAAGAUGUUAAUGUGUUAGAAUUAGUUGUCAGAUGGUUGUCCACUGUUGUGUUUUCAGUGUGUAAAUAUGUCCUGCUCUCUAGCGUCUAUCUAGUCUUUAGAUCUUGCUGUGGGGUCUGCUGUAGCUGUUGCUCCGCUCACUGCUCUCACAAGUGUUUUGUAAUAAUAGUCUCUCUAGUCUAGCUCAAUAUGACUGCUAUAAAUGCAAUACUUUUGUAAGUACUACGUAAGUACACACUUUGUCGACCCACCGUUUGUUCCGUCCUGUGCCAGUUGACUGUUUCUCUGCCCGUUUCUGUACUGGGUUUGUUCAAUUAGUGUCAUAUGAUGUUCUGAGACCAACGCAUGCCCAGCGAUGUGAUAGAUAGUGACAGUGUUGAUAGUUAGUGGAUUCUUGUUCUCAUCCCUGUCAUUGUACGUGAUACAGUUAGACUAGGCUUGCCUACACAGUGGAUAUGCACCAGUUUUUUAACACUAAUAUAUUUUAUUUGUUAUACAGCACAUGAACAUUAAACUUUAUUUUUUGAACUGUUA